AUCUGCUAUCUCGUCUGCUAUUUUUUUUCUAUCGUACCACUAUAGCAUUGAGUUAACACAGACUUAGCAAAUAGCAGGAGUUAGCGAAUAGCUCGACUUAGCCAGCUAACUCCAACAUUCUGAAUAGUGAAUACCCCUUAUAAUUCAUAAUGAUAUUGUAUCUAUCAAUGUAUAAAUAAAUUAUAGCUUGCUGAAUCAUUUUUCAGAUCAAAGCAUUAGAAUACGCUUCCAAAACAGUCACUCCUCAUCUCUCGAUUUUCAAUUCCAAACACGAAGCUCCGGGUGUAGAACUGGCUGAUUUUCUUCAGGUUCUGACUACUGCUUCAGCACACGAUAUUUUCAAUCUGGAGCGAUUGGAAACUCUGGGCGAUUCUUUUCUUAAGUAUGCCGUGUCUCUCUUACUAUUCAUCCGCUUUCCCGAACUGUCUGAAGGCCAGCUGACAAUGAUUAAGGGCAAAGUCAUCGGAAACCGAAAUCUGUUCUAUUGUGGUGAGCAGAAGGGCUUGGGCUCCAUUAUCAAGGCUGAUGAAUUCAACACAGAGUCCGAUUGGAUUGCGCCCGGAUUUUGUGUGGAUCGUACAGUGCAGAAUUUGUUUCGAGAGUUGAACAUAAAUCCACGCUACUUGUACGAAAUUCCGCUGUCAAGAGACGAGAUAGAAUGUGGCAAACUGUCGCCGAGAACCAAAGACAUAAUUGAGGAGAAAUUGGAGGAAUGGGAAGAGGAUUUGGAUUAUUGCAACUACAGCAAUGCGCACUUCAUUUCUCAGCAAGUCAUAUCUAAUAAGACUGUGUCGGACAGUGUUGAAGCAUUGCUCGGAUUGUAUAUCCAGAGCUAUGGACUGGAGAAAGGGUUUGAUAUGCUACGCUGGCUGAAGGUAAUCGACCCGAAGCUGAUCACACCUGACGUGUACACUAAGAAGAAGGUUGAGCCGACCAUUCUGUCCAAGGGCGGGCAAAUCGAUUUCCACAUCCAUCAUCCCGACUAUCUCGAGAAACUUAUCAACUACAAGUUUAAAGAUCGCGCCUUCCUACUGCAGGCACUCUCGCAUCCCACCUACCAGCCCAACAACAUCACUCCAACCUAUCAGCGGCUCGAGUUUCUCGGCGACGCCAUACUUGAUUUUCUGGUGAUGACACACAUGUACGAGUAUUGCGACAACCUGACACCGGGUGAGCUGACGGACCUGCGCUCUGCACUGGUGAACAACGUUACUUUGGCGUCGAUCGCAGUCCGCAUCGGUCUGCACAAGUUCCUGCUGCUGCGAUCCUGCCAGCUGUCCAAGGUGAUCGAGGCAUUUGUCGAGCGACAGGAGUCGCGCAACCACGACUUCUCCGACGACACACUCUUCCUCAUCGAUGAGAUUGACUGCAACAUUGGCGAGUCCAUUGAGGUUCCAAAGAUUCUUGGUGAUGUGUUUGAAUCGUUGGUGGGCGCCAUUUUCCUUGACAGCAACAAAUGCCUAAAAACCACUUGGGAUUUCAUCUACAGGUUUAUGCACAAAGAAAUCGGUAAAUAUUUGAAUAUUAGAUAUUUUUUCUAUGAUUUCAACAGCUUCUCUUCUUGUUCUCAAGUAUUACAUUCAAUACUAUACCGCUGCAUGCAACAUGAGUUACAUGCAAGGUGCACUAUAGCAAGCUGCAUCGACCUCGUUGAGAACCAUCUGAAUAUUGCACGUCAAGAGGCCUGUGGCAGUAACUCCAUACAUCCUUUGCAGAUCCAUGAACAUCUGGUUUCAGGCUAA
Nilaparvata lugens (brown planthopper) is the source of this 1742-nucleotide messenger RNA. RefSeq names its product endoribonuclease Dcr-1-like. NCBI's taxonomy places the organism in Eukaryota, Metazoa, Arthropoda, Insecta, Hemiptera, Delphacidae. Bases 444 to 1742 code for a protein of 432 amino acids. The transcript has 6 exons. Gene Ontology annotation, cellular component: nucleus; cytoplasm; RISC complex. The record is from RefSeq and is a predicted model, not a curated record. Gene Ontology annotation, molecular function: deoxyribonuclease I activity; ribonuclease III activity; RNA binding. Gene Ontology annotation, biological process: apoptotic DNA fragmentation; siRNA processing; pre-miRNA processing.